This is a messenger RNA of Schistocerca serialis cubense, 1179 nucleotides long. RefSeq lists its product as uncharacterized. The transcript has 2 exons. Lineage: Eukaryota; Metazoa; Arthropoda; Insecta; Orthoptera; Acrididae. The coding region runs from base 6 to 476 and encodes 156 amino acids. The record is from RefSeq and is a predicted model, not a curated record.
ACUACAUGAAGGUCAAACUCAAGAACCGGAUUUGGAGUGAUAUAGCAAAGAAUCUGAAUUUGAAAGACGGGGAAGAGACAAAAAAUUCGUGGCUGAAGCUGAGAGGCAGCUAUCGAGAUGCACGACGACGACAGGUGAAAUAUAUGAAAAGCGGAGCUGCUGCUGAGAAUAUCAAGCCGUGGAGAUAUCAAAACCAGAUGUCAUUUCUUGAACCUUUUAUGACAGCUGGUCCACGUGAUAGUAGUCUAGGUGAUGACAGUGAUCACAGCUCGCAAGCUACAACUAAAACAUCAGCAAGAAGUGAUACACUGGAAACCGAGGAAUUAGAAGAUAACAACUCACUCGACAACGAGGCGAAUGAGCAAAGUCAAGAUAUUAAUAACUACGACAGCAACAAAGUAUCUAGUAGGAGCAUAGGAACGGAGUGCAUAGCACAUCACACCGCUACUUCGACUCCAGUUAUUCAAAGAAAUUAAUCAAGGAAAAGAAAACAGGAAGACGUUGUAAUUCUGCUCUGCUAAAACAAUCAAUGCAACAGCGUGAGGACAGAGCAAGACAAAGAGCAGAAGAAAGAAGAGCAUUGGAGUCACACUGUAUCAAAGAUGACCCUCUUUACAAUUUUUUUAUCUCUAUGUAUCAGCUGACUAAAAACAUGUCUGAAAGUUACCAACACAGAAUCAGAGGUCAACUUUUCCAGGCUGUGUCACUUGCAGAAGAAGAAAUAAUGAACGUAAGGACCCAGACACCUUCGAUGUCAUCUUCUUCAAAUAAUUCAGCGCCAUACAGUACAGCACCUUUUUCUCACUCUUCAUCGCCAUAUAUAUCGACUGAUUCAGACCAACAGACAGCGUCUCACUAUUCAGAACAGCAGCAGAUGGAAGAUUUGAAGGUCGACACAACUGAAUCCGAUUUGUCUAAUAUCACCGAUUUUGUUCACCGUUUUCAAGAAAUCUAAAGGGACCAUCACAAUUAUGUUUGCUUAAGACUUUAAUUCUUUUUUGUAUCAGCAUUUUGUGUAUUUUUCGUUUUCUUUUCUGAGUAGUUUUCGCUGCACCGAUCCAGAUUUUCGUUAAUUAUAAAUUAACAUUCUUUGUUUAUGAACAUGUAUUAUUGCAAUAAAACACUAACAAGAGAAAUUUGGUAAAAAAAAUUUUAAAAACCCACUCCAGCUAGCAGAAC